CAGACCAUGGGUGACCAGCCAGAGAGCACGCCGGGUCUUCGAGACAGCCACCAAGAGUCUGACCGACACAGAAGUCUCUGGUAGCUGACUAUCUGACACAUUCGACUGCUACAGCGGAGAAACCUUACCGCAUGAAGCAGGCAGACAACGUCGUGAGGGCUAGUCAGCUCCUGGAUUCGCUGGCUGGUCAGACGAGCACUGAUCCCUCAGAUGGGGAAUCCAGCCGCGCUGCCCGUAGCAUAGCUCGCAGUGCUGCCCAGCAGAAAGCAGAGAUGACAGACGUGCAAACGGAUUUUGAGGCAGCGUACAGCCGGCUUGUAGAACAGCACCCGGUGACUCUGGAGGGUGGAGCACCAGAUAAGGCUCUGCGCGCCGACACCUCACCUAGCUUUCAGCGGAAGCUGUACGAGCGAUGGGUGAAGGCCCAGAUGAAACUGCGCAAGCAACAUAUUCACUAUAGUGAGGAGAAGGUCAGCAAGUGGAUCUCUGAUCGGGGAUGGAGGAGCAACAUACCCAGUGCAGCCCAGUUCGUCGACGAAUGGAAGCCCCAUGGAUCCGUGGACACAGCAUUGGACGCUAAACAGAUCCGGAGACUCACAAGGACCCAGAGGUGGAAAGGACUCAUUGUGACGGAAGAUGGAGGGAAGGGCAAGGGCGUCAUUGCCACCCGAAGAUUUCUGGCUGGUGAGGUGGUGUGGGACUACCACGGGCAGGUCGUCACAGCCUCAGAGGGACACAGCACUCACAGCACUGUGAGUGCGGAGGACGGUGUUCACAUUUUUUUUUUUUUCGAAAACAUGAAUGGACAGGCUAUGUGCAGUGACGCACAUUCGCCUUGCUGUGAGUGCCAUCCAGACCGACAGACUUUUGGGCGGUUAAUCAACCACUCAAGGAAACGUUGCAACCUGAGGCCCAGAGCAUACACUCUUCAAAACGGGGUGGACAUUAUUAUUUUCCUGGCCACAAAGAACAUUAACGAAAAUGAAGAACUUUUGUUUGAUUAUGGUGUUGAAAGAAGGUCUUUUAUAGGAAAGGGUUUAAACCUCCUUUGGGUAUGAAUGUGUAAAUACAUGUGAAAAUUCGUGUAAAUACUAGUGUUAAAAAAAAAAAAACACAACAACAUGUAGAAUGUGCAUAAAUACGGCCCGUAUUACUUAUCUUCCUUUUUUUAAUGAUUGAGUUUUUCCAAUGUAAAUAAACUUGCCUUAGUAGUUAUAUCAUACACUUUCUGUCAAACGGUCAAAGUGGGGUGUGUGUGUGUGUGUGUGUGUGUGUGUGUGUGUGUGUGUGUGUGUGUGUGUGUGUGUGUGUGUGUGUGUGUGUGUGUGUGUGUGUGUGUGUG
Ictalurus punctatus (channel catfish) is the source of this 1342-nucleotide messenger RNA. Its product is annotated as N-lysine methyltransferase KMT5A-A-like. Bases 132 to 1058 code for a protein of 308 amino acids. The transcript has 3 exons. Lineage: Eukaryota; Metazoa; Chordata; Actinopteri; Siluriformes; Ictaluridae. Gene Ontology annotation, molecular function: protein binding. The record is from RefSeq and is a predicted model, not a curated record.